ACUCGUUGGGUUCGAUUUUACGAGCGUGAUAGUUCAUUUAAAUCAGCCCAUCGGCAUGGACUAGACACCGUUUACGGCGGUGUAAACGUAACCAUUUACACUUGUUGACAGUGAAUUUCAGGAAUAGUUUAAUGCUGUGUACUUCCACCGUACCAUGAGUACAGCGGUGCUUUGUUAUGUUGGUCGUGUGGGAGGUUUUAUUUGGUGUGGCCGACAGGAAAGCUUGUGGUGAUAAUUUGACGGAGAAAAACACACUAACAAACAGUGAAAAGAGCUUCUACACUGCCCAGCAAGCAUAUAAUAAGCGGUCAGGAGAAAACACCGGGAUUUUAGGAAGCGUUGAGGUUUGAUCGUAGAGAAGUAUCUUCAGAAGCAAACCCGAGAUGAGGACGUUUAUAGAAUUUUACACACUUUUCGUACUCGCCUUCACAUUAUCACAAGCUGUCGAGAGACGCAGUGUCUUCUACGUCAAACACAACUCCACCGAAAAGACGCAAAAAUCGGUUUCAUCCAGCGAUGAAAAACCCACCCUCUGGCUGAAGGAUCACGAUGCACCCCGGAUACGACCGCACUUCAGCCUAACCAAAACGUCCAAUUUCUUGUUCGACCUUAACCGAUACCGUUGCAGCGAGCCGCUAACUGCAGACUGCAUCAAUCGAACGGUUUUGUUCCGAGCGAAAAUCAUUGGCGAGCUACGGAAACGGCUGAAGGAACCUUUCACCGAUGGGGAUCACUAUCAGGUUCGGUAUGGCCGUCCGAUUGAACCGGUGCCAAGUCCGGUCUGUCGGAUGGUAAGGGCGAAUGUGCGUGUACUGUCCUGGAAGGAACCACCCUUUACGUGGAAUGAAAUUGGCAGCUACCUGCCAACGACUCCCGUCUUUGGUAACAUCACUAACGGGAGCUGUGUCAUCGUAGCCAGUGCCGGUUCGCUGAAACGAUCUCAGCUCGGUGCGUUUAUCGACGAGCACGACAUCGUGAUGCGGUUUAACCAUGCCCCCACGGAAGGGUUCGAAGCGGACGUUGGAUCGAAGACAACCAUCCGGGUGGUGAACUCGCAGGUCGUUACGAAGCCCGAAUAUCGGCUGCUGACGGCACCACUGUUCCGGAAUGUCACGAUCGCUGCCUGGGACCCGGGCAAAUUCGAUCAAUCUCUGUCCGAAUGGCUAGCUACUCCAGACUUUAAUCUGUUCGAAAACUUUAAAAAGUUUCGCAGUAAUCAUCCCCAAUCGAAUUUUCACAUCAUCGAUCCACGAAGCAUCUGGCGAGCAUGGACCGCUCUGCAAGAUUUAACGACGACACCCAUUCGAAAAAAUCCACCAACAUCAGGGUUUAUUGGACUGGGACUAUUGAUGCCCGUCUGCCGGUACAUAGACGUGGUGGAGUACAUCCCGAGUACUCGCAUGAACGGUUUGUGUCAUUACUACGAUGACGAACUAAACCUCGGCUGCACAUUCGGUGCCUGGCAUCCACUGGCGGCCGAGAAGCUUCUCGUCUACCAAAUGAACUCGGCCGACGAUUACAGCGUCUUCCAGCAGGGCACCGUCCGCAUCCGUACCGAUCAGCUUGACCGCUGCCAGUGACCGACGACUUCCGGCACCUGUCCGAUGCGCGUCGUCGAUGAGCCGAUGAGGAAUGUUGAGGCGCGUGAGGCAGCUAAAUGUCGUCGCCGGUUGCGAAACAAUUAACAACGCCACGAAUUAAUUAAGCAAUUCAAAUCGACAGCUGAGGUCAGGACGGCGCGUGCCCGUCUGCAGUUAGACCGCCGGGCAUUAGACAUUCCAUCCGGCGGGUGUAUCUGCCCGCCAUGCCCAUAGUUGCGGUUAAAGGAUGUGUGCCGUCAAGAUUAGAAAUAAAGAAGCCAUGAGAGCAAUGCGGCGAGAAGCCAACAAAUCAGU
Messenger RNA from Anopheles stephensi (Asian malaria mosquito), 1895 nucleotides. It is a transcript of the gene SiaT, whose product is annotated as beta-galactoside alpha-2,6-sialyltransferase 2. The transcript is spliced from 6 exons. The coding region runs from base 384 to 1580 and encodes 398 amino acids. Gene Ontology annotation, molecular function: sialyltransferase activity. NCBI's taxonomy places the organism in Eukaryota, Metazoa, Arthropoda, Insecta, Diptera, Culicidae. The record is from RefSeq and is a predicted model, not a curated record.